CUGAAAGGACCCUAUAAGCCCUCCUACCUGGGAAUAAACUUCGUACUGGGUGGAGUUUGCCCACUGCACCUGAACACGAGGGGGAGUCUGGGCUAUUGACUGCAUCUCCUGGUUUUUCUAGGGGACUGUUUAACAGGCUUGCUGGAUCUGAGCAAGUCAGAUCAGGGCUUGAGUCCUGAUGCCUAGCCAGGAGGUAGGCAGUCUGUGGCCCACAUUCUUUUGUCCCUUGGCUCCUUUCUCUUUAUGGCAGAGGAAGAAGGGGUGCUGCUGUAAGGGAGCACCUACCUGGAGCCUGGCAAUGCUAGUUCUGUGCUACAGCCAGAGCCUUAAUUGUUGCAAGUGCAAAGUGUUGUGCUACCUCUAGGGAGGGAAAAUACUAUAUUGCAAGGAGCAAGUUCUUCUACAGGAUGGGUUAAGAUGUCUUGAAGUGGUCCUCUGUUAGCCCCUGCUGAGAGGAAUCCUGCUGUGCAAAUGGAGCCUGUCCAAGCUCACCUGCCCCCAUCUGUUCUUUGCACGUGUUCUGUACACAGGCUGGGCACUCCAGUUCACGUGCUUGCUCAUCCACAAACUUGUGUAUGGUGUAAGUGCUCCAGGGAGGCCUGUGUGCACAUCUCUCCUUGCACGCUUUAGUGCUUGCCCAUCUGCACGCAGACCCAGGCUCUGUCCUGUGUCCUGGUGCCUGAUUAACUGCUUCCCAUGAGAGUGACACUGUGCUACAAGCAGUGCUACGAGCAACGGUACCAUGAAAGGGAGCUGCUGGCAGCUGGCGGCUGCCCGUGCUUUGGUCUCGUGGCUGUUGCUGCCAGGAUGCUGGAGGGGCAGGGUCUCCCUGUUCUCCGAAGCCUCUCGAGCCGCCCUGCCCUCGCCAUGCUGCGCCUGCUGCCAUGGCUCCGUGCUCUGACCCGAGAGUGUGUGCGGCCUGGAGUCCUGCAGGGCCUGGCUGCUGGUGACAGGAGUGGGGCCGGGAUGUAUCCCACCUGCUACUGUGCAGGCAAAGCUAAGCAGCGGGCUGUGCUGCUCCCCCUGGAUCCCUACAGCCAUGGUCUGUUGCACGCUUUUCCCCCAGACGUCUACAGGACUCGAGGCCAUGGCAAGAGGAAGAGCUGGAACUUCAUCCAUGAGAAGAUGAGUUAUGACACAUUCUUCACCAUGAAGCGCCUGAUAGAGCGCUCACGCAGCAUUGGGGAGGUGCUGCGGUGGGUUACCCAGAACCCCAGCAAAGUGUCUGCCAGCCACUACCCCAUUGCCCUGCACAAGCUGGGCCAGCUCUUACAACAGCAGCAGGGCCAGGCCAUGGUGAAUGGGGAAAGCCGUGGGCCCAGUCAGAUGCUGGAGCAGCCAGAGUUCCAGGCACUCUGUCAGGCUAUCAUCAGCGGCUGCUCCAAGUUUGAUAACUUCAGCAUUGUCAACUGUCUGUAUGCUGCUGCAGCUCUGGGCCUGCCUGGGGAGUCACCACUGGUGCGAGUGCUGGAGGACGAGUCUCGGAACCGUCUAGGCCGCUUCAACCAGAAGGACGUCUCCAUGGUGUUCAGCAGCGUGAUGAGGCUUCACCCAUCCAGCCCUCACCCCCUGGUUGAGUCUUGCCUCAGUAGUUUGGAGCGCCAUCUGGAGAAGGAACGCCACCCCCAGACCCUCUUUCUGCUCCUCUCCUACUACCGACUCCGUGCACAGGCAUUGCAGGGACACGCGGCCUCUGACCAGCAACUGAUCAACAACCGCAAGAUCCUGCGCCUUGUCAGGCACACCCUGGGGCAAGUGAGUGCCAUGCGUGAGCAUGAGCUGGCCCUGCUGGAUGAGAUGCUGGCUCUGUGUGCUCAGGAGGCUAACAACAAGGCCUUGGAGGCCAUCUUCAGCUCUCAGCUCUUCUAUGAGAAUCGUCAGGAGCGAUUCAUCCACAGUAUGGCAGAGUGGCUCCCCAGGAAGGCAGAGAACCUUACUCCCUAUACCAUGGCCCUCAUUGCCAAGUAUGUGGCCCGGCACAGGCUGCGUGAGCCACGGCUGCUCGAUACCAUUGCGAACUUCCUCCUGAAACGUGGGGAGCAGCUUGACAGCAAGGUGAUCCAGAAGCUGGUGUUUCCCUUCAGCCGCAUGAAUUAUCGCCCAUCCAACCACAGUGAGCUCUUCCCCAAGCUGGAGGCCAUCCUGGAGCAGAAGGCUAGCAGUUCACCCCUGGCAACUGUCAACAUCCUCAUGUCCAUGUUUCAGCUUAGCCACUUCCCCCAGACUGUCUUGCACCAAGUCUUUUCCCCAGCUUUCAUCACCAACGUUAUGAGUAGUCCAUAUGCACUGAUUGUGCGCCGCUACCUCUCCUUGCUGGAUGCAGCGGUGGAACUGGAGUUCCGUGAUUACAGUGGUCCACGCCUUGACCCACGCUACCGUGUCCUCAUGUUUGAACAUGCCCUGACGGCUGACGAGGCCAACAGGAAGUACAGUUACAAGGGGCUCGUGGCUGAGGCUUUGCGGCAGCUGGUGGGAGAAGAAUGCUAUCGACAGGAUGAGGUGCUGCCCCCAGGAUACUGCACAGACUUCCUGCUGUGGAUUAACCGCUCAGGCACUGUGCUGCCUCUCUCCCGUGUCCCUGCAGCUUCCAAGGCUCCCUCUGUCCACACUACAACACCCCCUGCUGCUAUUUCCUUACGUUCUAGUGUCCUGGCCCUCACCUCGGACUUGCAGGACUUUGCCCCAUUUGCUCCAGAGACACCAAGCAGCCCCCCAGGCUCCCGGGAGAACAAUCUUGCUGGGCGCUUUCUGCCUACACUUUGUCCUGCCCCAGGGGGUCCAUGCUACCAACCCCCCUCGGACUAUUACUGCAGUCUGAGCAAAGAGUCUUCCCUGGAGAGCCAGGGCAGCUCUACGUUAAGCAGCCCUUCCGAGUGCCUCUCCACACAGCCUGCUGGCACCCCUGACUGCUCCCCAAGGAGCACUUCCACAGCCACCCUCUUCCAGUUCCCCAUCAGCAAGAUUCUGGAGGAGGAAGAGGCUACAACUGGCUGCCCUGGGCAUGAUCAUAACUGCUUUCAGGGGGAGCAAGCCCAGGAGGAACCAGAGGAAAGGAGCCCUCCCCCCACCGAGGAAUCCUGCCCUACACCCUCUCCAUGCCGGCCCAGCCCCAAGAGAGGGCCAGGAGAUGGGCUGCAGGGAGCUGAAGAAAUUCAGAGGGUGGUGCUGUCAGUCAAUGACAAAUGGCAUUACUGCCAGAACUCCGACAUACUGGUGGGCUCACGAGCCAUGAGGGAUAGACACUUGCGACUGCUGGGCUACUGUCUGGUUCAGCUGCCAUACACAGAGCUGGAGAAGGUGAGCGGCAUUGAAGAGGCCAAGCACUAUCUGCGGCAGAAGCUGAGGGAGCUGCGCUUCUGAGGGUCGCCCUGCCCUCGUCUCGGUGGGCACUGGAGAUGGACACACACGUCCCUUGCCACAGGGCAGGGUGGGGGAAGAGACCAGGCUGGGGGGGCACCUCUGUGUGCACCAGCCCUUUCCUGUAGGUGGGGGGAGAUGGAGCUGCCCCCUUCCCUGGGAAAGCUCGGGGGGGGGGGUCAUGGGGUCUGGCCUUGGGCACCUGCUUCUCGAUGUGAGGCCAGGGAUAGUGUGAUAUUUAUUGCUGUUAGCGUGGGGAAGGGCGUGACUUGACUGGUGCGUAGUGGGAGUGUUUGGGUAUAUAUUGCCUGGGGGUGGGAGAGUCCCUCCAGCCCUGGCCCCGCGCCCCCCCCCCCCCCCAGCUCUGUCCUGAAAGGUGGCCAGCUGGGCUGCAGCGGGGCCUGGCCCUGCCGGGGCUGGCGGCCGCGCUGGCAGGGGGGCCCAGCGCCCCGGCCCCUCUGCUGGGAGGGAGCAGGGGGCAGAGCGGGGCCGUGGCCAUGGCACCCGGGACCGACCUGGGCUGGGGCUGCUCCCUGGGCCCGGAGGGGGGGGUGUUUGGGAAGCGGGGGUUGACUUUACAAUAAAACGGUGAAAAGUGUGCAAAGUCCAUUCUGUUUAUUAGUACGAGGCAGCAGCCUGCCCAGGCUGGGCCCGCGACCCCCCGCCCCAGCGCCCGGGGUGCAGCCAGCCCGGCCCCUCCGCGGGGGCCCUGGGUGCCGCCUGCAGCCCUGCCCCAGACACGCGGGGUGCUCGGGGCCCGCCGCCGCCCCGGCCUUGGCCCUUCUCAUCACCGACCCUGCCAGCGCCAUAAACCGCCGUGUCACUCCUCAGCCCCGUGUGCACGGUAUAAAGCUGUUUAUUGCCGUUUAAAUUACUCUCUUAAAUAAAACACCUGAUUGUC
Rhea pennata is the source of this 4258-nucleotide messenger RNA. RefSeq names its product Fas activated serine/threonine kinase (gene FASTK). Gene Ontology annotation, cellular component: ribonucleoprotein granule; mitochondrial matrix. The transcript is spliced from 10 exons. Gene Ontology annotation, biological process: mitochondrial RNA processing; regulation of mitochondrial mRNA stability. Gene Ontology annotation, molecular function: RNA binding. The record is from RefSeq and is a predicted model, not a curated record. Bases 697 to 3360 code for a protein of 887 amino acids. NCBI's taxonomy places the organism in Eukaryota, Metazoa, Chordata, Aves, Rheiformes, Rheidae.